This is a messenger RNA of Prunus armeniaca (apricot), 1068 nucleotides long. The record is from the annotation of a GenBank genome assembly. Lineage: Eukaryota; Viridiplantae; Streptophyta; Magnoliopsida; Rosales; Rosaceae.
AUGGAGUAUCUUAGGCAACAUCCUGAGAAACUAAAUGCGACCUUUGAACAAUUCGACAAUGGGACAGCUCUUCACUUCGUAGUCUCAAACGGGAGGUUUGAAAUUGCAAAAGAGUUGGUGCAGCUAAUGAGCGAGGAAGACUUAGAAAUACUAGACUCUGUUGGUCGAACAGCUCUACAUUUAGCUGUAUUACAUCGAGGAGAUUCCCAUGAAAUAGUUAAGUGCAUGGUUGAAAAGAACAAGAAAUUACUUAGCAUUCGUUUUAACAAUGAUGAAAUUGCAAUUCCAUUUGUCUUGGCGACUAUAGAAGGAAGGGUAGCAAUGUCUCAGUAUCUCUAUUCUGCCUCUCCACUGGAAACUCUGGAGGACCGUGCCUAUGCAGGUGUAGUUAUGUCUGCGUGUGUGGUGAAAAGCCGAUUUGAUAUUCUAUUGGAUUUAGUUCAAUGUCAUCUGAAGGCGGCUUUUAUUGAAAACAAAUCGAAAGUAAGCCCUUUUUCGCUUUUGGCUGGUAUGCGUUCUUUUUUCUUAAGUGCAAGCAAGCUCAAAUUCUGGGAACGAUGGAUUUAUGACGGUAUGCAUAUACCACCUACUCCUACUAUCGAUGCAGAAAAAGAACCUACUAUCGAUGCCUUUAACGAUGCUCGUACUAAUGCUCAAAAACUAGAAGGUGAUCAAGCUAAUCAAAGGCAUCUCAUUUGCCUCAUUUGCACACUUACGGGCUUAUUAUUCCGGAAGCUAGUAGUCAUAAAUCUCCUUGAACUUUUGGGAAUCAAUCGGAUAUAUCGAAUGAAAGAGAUCCAUGUCCGCGUCGAUGAAUUUCUACAAUGCGCAAUGAAAACUAUAAAGCUUAAGCGACUGCAAAAUACAAGCGCACAAGUAGCAAUCGCCAUUGCAAUAGAACAAGGGCAUGUUGAGGUCAUUACUCAUAUAUGUAGAGCAAAUCCAAGCCUCAUCCACGACAUCAAAAUUGAACACCUAGAAAGCAGCGUGUUUCAACUUGCCGUUGAGCACCGUCAAGAAAAAACUUUUAGCCUCAUAUAUAAGUUUGAUAAACAAGACCAACAAUAA